UGUAUUUAAAGUGCCUCCAUGUCUUGUCAUGGCCUGAUAGCUCAUUUCAUUUAUCACUGAAUCAUAUUCUCUUGUGCAGAUAUACCACAGUUUGUUUAGCUAUUCACUUACUGAGGGACAUUUUGGUUACUUUCAGUUUUUGAUAAGUAUGGGUAAAACUGUUGUAAAUACUUGGAUGCAAGUUUUUGAGUGAACGUGUUUUCACUUUGCUUUGGUAAGUAUCUAAAACUGCUAUUUUCAGGAUUAUAUGGCAAGGCUGUGUUUAGCUUUUUAUUUUAUUUGUUUAAAAAAGAACUUGCGAAACUGUUUUCCAAAGUGACUAGCGUUUUGCAUUUCCACUAGCAGUGACUGAGAGUGCCCGUUGCUCUGCGUCUUUGACAGCCUGGGGUAUUGUCCCUUGUUUGGAUUUGAGCCUUCCUGUUAGGUGUAUAUUAUAGUGUAGUGGCAUCUCAUUGGUUUAAUAUGCAAUUUCCUAGAGACACAUGGUUUUGAGCAUCUUUUUCAUAUGCUUAUUUGCCAUCCAUAUAUCUUUUCUGGUGAAGUAUCCAGAUCUUCUGUCCAUUUCUAAAUUGGGUUUUUUCCUUUUUUAUUAUUGAGUUUUAAGAGUCCUUUAUAUAUUUUAGACAAUAGUCUUUCAUCAGAUCUGUAUUUUGCCAUUUUUUUUCCCAGUCUAUCACUUGCUUAUUCAUUUUCUUAACAAUGUCUUUCACAGAGCAGAAGUUUUAAAUUUUUAUGAAGUUCAACUUAUUAAUUUUUUCUUUCCUGGAUUGUGCUUUUGGCAUUGUAUAUGAGAAGCCAUCACCAAUCCCAAAGUCCCGCAGAUUUUCCCCUAUGUGAUCAUCUACACGCUGGAAUCCCAGAGCUGUGGGAACAGGUAGAAGAAAGAAAGUCAGCAGGUUUAGGGGAUGAGAAUAAUCCACAAAGGACAAGCCAUCGGUAAAUGAAAACCAAAGAAGGGAGCCUUCGGAGGAGUCUGAAUCACUGAUGGAAUUGGACAGUGCAUGGAGAUGGUUGAGCAGGACGAGGUCCCUGGCUCAACCUGUGGUGCCCCAAAUAUCAGCAUGGCAGCAUCUGGCAGGACGUGUUCCACGAAAACCACAGAGGUGAACUUUCCACAUACUAUCGACAAUUCCUACUCCCGGCAGGAAGAGACCAAACCGAAUUUCGGAGCCAGCAAAAAUAGACUUCUUCUGAGCCAGGUGGCCUACUUCCUGAACUACCAGCUGAAGACAUACAAAGAUCGAAAAGAUCAUGAGGAGGACCGGCAAUACGGAUACAGCCAAAAUAAACUUCUUAUGAGUCAAGCGGCCCACGACCUGGGCUGCCGGCUGAAGACAGAAGAAAAUAACCAAGAUGAGGAUGAAGAUGCUCAUGUCGCAGAGUCUGAGCAAUUACAGGAGUCACGUGUCCCCAGGCUCAUCAGGGAGGUGCUCAAGAGAGUCCUUGAAGACUCACCGGAGGAAUGUGUCAACACUCGUUCAAAUAGCUAUGGCCCUUCUGACUCCAGCCAGCCUGACGGAGACACCAAUGAAAUCCCAUUUGAGGAUGACAACGUCAACUCUGCACUGGUUGUCGAGAGUCCAUCGUCUCAUGAUGUAGUGGAGGAUGCUCUAAUCAUUCUUUCAGAAUGUCAACGUGAUGAUGAGGAAGAGGAAGAAAAAGGGCCAGUGCCCCCCAGGAAUCUGCAGGAGUCUGUGGAGGAGGAAGCACCUCAGGAGUCCUGGGAUGAAGGUUAUUUGGCUCUCUCACUUCCUCCUGGCACAUCUGCCUUCAAUGAGCCUUACUGGAGCAACUUGCACUCAUUAGAGGAGCAGGAAGUCGAUUUGGCUGGUGACAUAGACAGUGAGUACUCCACUGUGAAGGUGAUAAAGCUCCACUUUCUGUCCCAGAUAGACCCCAUAGCCUUUGUGCAUUGCUCCCCUGGCUGGGCUGAGAGUUGUCAUCACUGUGGGCUGAACCUGUACAUCAGUGUAGAUUUCGAUCAUUCUGGAUUCCAGUCUGAAGCACGGACAUGGGGUGGGUCAGUGAGCUUUGCUUUCUCUCUAGUCUCAGGCCGUGCCCGUCGCACCCUGGACCUACUGUCAGGACAUUGA
Cebus imitator (Panamanian white-faced capuchin) is the source of this 2093-nucleotide messenger RNA. RefSeq names its product neuroblastoma breakpoint family member 10-like. The record is from RefSeq and is a predicted model, not a curated record. The coding region runs from base 1002 to 2093 and encodes 363 amino acids. The transcript is spliced from 8 exons. Lineage: Eukaryota; Metazoa; Chordata; Mammalia; Primates; Cebidae.